AUGUCUCUAAUCCGAAUAGCUUUUUCUUUGGUCCUCCUCCUCGCCGCGGCGGAGUCCGCGGCGGCGACGCGUUCACCGUCGGCCUUCGUGCAGAACGCUAUCUACUCCAACCGCAUCACCAUCUUCUCCAAAUCCUACUGCCCGUACUGUAUGCGUGCUAAGCGAAUAUUUAAAGACCUCAAUGAAGAUCCUUACGUUGUUGAACUUGAUCUCCGAGAGGAUGGCCGAGAAAUUCAAGGUGUUCUUCUAGACCUAGUUGGGCGCAAUACUGUGCCACAGGUGUUUGUGUAUGGCCACCACGUUGGUGGCUCAGAUGAUACAAAAACUGCUCUUUCAGACGGGCAACUUCAGAAGCUUCUUGGUAAGAGUCAGUCGCAGUGA
This is a messenger RNA of Triticum turgidum subsp. durum (durum wheat), 381 nucleotides long. The record is from the annotation of a GenBank genome assembly. Lineage: Eukaryota; Viridiplantae; Streptophyta; Magnoliopsida; Poales; Poaceae.